CCCUUUUCUUUUUCCUUGUCUUUUUAACAAAUUACAACCGACAAUAAAAAUGAUGACUGAAGAAAACACUGUUGGACCACUUGCUACACCUACACGCUUCUUGAUUGAAAGUGGUGAAUGGAAUUUGACACCUAAUUUUAUUCAUGAAAUCAACCCAUUUGAUUGCAAUAUGACAAGAUCACCUGGCAUUUUAACAAAAGAACACAAAUGGUCAAACAUAUCUACAUCCACAACAUCCACAACAUCUACAGCAUCUACAGCAUCCACGACAUCUCCUGGCACUAGUCCAAAACAAGAAUCUAUUUUAUCACCUCCUACACCACCCAUGUCAUUAAGCCAAAGUCCUACCAAUUCAUCUGUUUCAUUGUCCAUUAGCCCAAGAAAUAGUGUAGAUGAUUCGAUUCAGCAAGAUAUUGUACGACGUAACUCGAGUACAAAGAGAAAAAGAAGAGAAGCCGACGAUGAUGAAGAAUAUAAGCCUAAAUCAACAGGUGGCCGAAAGAGGCGUAUUGUCUUUGAAGGAGAAGAUGCCGAAGACAAACGUAAAAAGUUCUUGGAACGUAACCGAGUAGCUGCUUAUAAAUGCCGUCAAAAGAAAAAAACAUGGAUGCAAGAGCUCGAACAAAAAGCAGAAAUAUCCACAGCCCGCAAUGAAGAACUUCGAAACUUAGUAACUCAAUUAAAAGAAGAAAGCAUGUAUUUACGUAAUUUACUCUUGACGCACGGUAAUUGUGAUUGUGAAUCAGUGCAAGCUUAUCUUCGACGAUCAUCAGCACAGAUCACUUCAAGAAGAGAAUCAACCAGUAGUCAAUUUAUGCCAUAUUACAAUACACCAUCCACUGGUUUAACUCCUUUCCUCAACACAGUCAUUAAUAAGUCAGACAAUAGACUUGAUUAUUUUUCAUCUACGCAUCAUCCUAUGGCUUAAUCAUUCUUUCUUUUUCUUCCCCCCUUUCCCUUCCCUUUUUUUACUUUAUUUAUUAUGCUUUACUAUUGAUCCACCAAAAAAAAAGAGAGAGAGUGUGUGUGAAUGUAUGAAAUGUAUGCCCUGCUACAAUAACUUUUUCCGUGUAAAUAAACAAAAAAUUUUUCUGGUAUUAUUUUUUCGAAAAUGUUCUAUCAAUUUUUUUUUCUAGAAUAGAAAAUCUAACAUUUGAUUGGCUGAUUUAUUUAUAUGACAUAAUACUAUUCAUGCAACCAGUGUGAAGUCA
Messenger RNA from Rhizopus microsporus ATCC 52813, 1211 nucleotides. RefSeq lists its product as uncharacterized. The transcript is spliced from 3 exons. Bases 53 to 928 code for a protein of 291 amino acids. Gene Ontology annotation, biological process: regulation of transcription by RNA polymerase II. Gene Ontology annotation, molecular function: DNA-binding transcription factor activity, RNA polymerase II-specific; RNA polymerase II cis-regulatory region sequence-specific DNA binding. The record is from RefSeq and is a predicted model, not a curated record. Lineage: Eukaryota; Fungi; Mucoromycota; Mucoromycetes; Mucorales; Rhizopodaceae.